AUGAGGGCAAAUCGUGAGGCAAAGAAAAGGGCAAAGUUAAUGGAAAUUGGCGGAUGUGUUGCUAAUGAGAAUGGUGACAUCUUGGAGGAUGAGCUUGCUAGGGGCAGAAGGAAGUCGAAAAAAUGUUAUUGCAAAGCUAGGAUUUAUGGCGGUGUUAAUCGUGAAGGGCUUUGGGUUUUAAUAACGGUCGAGUUGGAGCAUACUCAUACCUUGGACCCCGUUCUGGCUAAGUUAGUUAAAGAAUAUCGUAUGAAGAAGAUGACGCCGUCAGUUCGUAAGAAAUUGCUUAAUUAUUAUGAGGUUGGAGUACCGGUUAGUCAAAUUCGUGGAUGUAUGAGCACAGAGAAUGGAAAUUUGCCUAAUGUUAAGGAUAUGCAACAUGAGGUUUAUAAGGAUAAACGGUCGAAGAUGGCGGGUGGAGAUGCAAAAGCGAUGAUGGCGUUUUUUGACUACAUGCAGGCUGACAAUCUGAAAUUUUUCCAUGCUCAUAGGUUGGAUGAAGAAGGUCGUUUGAAGGAUGUACUUUUGGUUGAUGCUAGGAGUAUAAUAGCGUAUGAAGAUUUUGGAGAUGUUGUAUGUUUUGAUGCGACCUGUCUCACCAAUGAGUACGAUCUCCCAUUUAUUAACUUUGUUGGAGUGAAUCAACAUGGUCAUUCUCUGUUGUUAGGAUGUGCUCUUGUUUCACGCGAAGCCUGUGACACUUUUGCUUGGAUUUAUCGAUAA
Messenger RNA from Chenopodium quinoa (quinoa), 723 nucleotides. RefSeq names its product protein FAR1-RELATED SEQUENCE 8-like. The record is from RefSeq and is a predicted model, not a curated record. The transcript has a single exon. NCBI's taxonomy places the organism in Eukaryota, Viridiplantae, Streptophyta, Magnoliopsida, Caryophyllales, Amaranthaceae. Gene Ontology annotation, biological process: regulation of DNA-templated transcription. Bases 1 to 723 code for a protein of 240 amino acids.